AUGGCUGGGUCUCGCUCGUGGGAAAGUGUACCAUCACCUUGCCGUCAAUUUGGGCUUGACCUCGCUGGUGACGGCUCGGUCGCUCUGUAUCACCCAAGCUGGAACGCCACCAGCCACCAGUCGCUAUUGAUCGUCUAUGCCAUCUGUCUAUUAACCUUCUUCACGGUGCUCGUCAUCCCCGUCAUCCUCGUCGCUCUCUCCAUCACCGCCGACGCGGGCAGACACAAUGCCUCCUACGCCCUGGGCCAUUUCGACCCGACCCUCUCCGGAUGGCAGGACUUUUCCUUCUUCAUCGACCUUCUUCCCCCGGCGUAUACCUUCUCCGCCAUCGGGAUGGUCACCUCCAUGGCCGAGGAGUGCGCCCAGUGCCCCUGGGCACGGAUCUGGUCGCGCAUCGAUCCUCAUCUCAGCGUCCCAGUCUCAUCAUUUGCCCUCGUGACUCUCGUCCAGAUGCUCCUCGGUCUAACCAAUCUCGGCAGUUCCAGCGCCUUCACAGCGUUCGUCUCCGUCGGAGUCAUCAGUCUGGCCGUCGCUUACGCCAUCACCAUCGCGUUGAGUCUGCUCGACCGUCGGAGGGAAGUGUUACGCGCGCGUUGGACCUGUGGUCCUGUCAUAAGUCCCCUCGUUAACUUCGUUGCACUCGGCUGGAUCCUCUUCAACCUCGCCCGUCCUGUUCAGUAUGCCCACCGUUCUGCCGGUUAUGACCGUCUCGAUGAAUUAUGCGGCGGUGGUUUUUGCCGGGAUGAUGGCGAUUUCGGUAGUGUGGUAUGUCGUGUUUGCAGGGAAAUGUAA
This is a messenger RNA of Aspergillus tanneri, 792 nucleotides long. RefSeq lists its product as uncharacterized. Gene Ontology annotation, molecular function: transmembrane transporter activity. The transcript is spliced from 2 exons. Bases 1 to 792 code for a protein of 263 amino acids. The record is from RefSeq and is a predicted model, not a curated record. Lineage: Eukaryota; Fungi; Ascomycota; Eurotiomycetes; Eurotiales; Aspergillaceae. Gene Ontology annotation, cellular component: membrane. Gene Ontology annotation, biological process: transmembrane transport.